Molecule: messenger RNA, 4416 nt
Organism: Magallana angulata
Lineage: Eukaryota; Metazoa; Mollusca; Bivalvia; Ostreida; Ostreidae
Exons: 4
Coding region: 182-1609 (475 amino acids)
Source: RefSeq, a predicted model, not a curated record
AAGAUGUUUUGCUCAGUUAGUUUCGAUUUGGGGACACCGUGUACCACAUGGGCAGGCUUCCAGUAAAAUUUCCACACUAAUAAUCUUCCUUGUCGAAAGAACAUUUCAAGUGUUUUGUUGCUGAUGAUGCAAUUUUACAGAAAAAGAACACAUUGCGUUUGACAAUAAGGUUCAGCUACCAAUGGAAGGAAAUCAAGGAGGUCCUGGUGGUGUUGAAAAUGAAUUACGUCGAAUGGGUGGAAGAUUAAUCUUUGUCAUAUCACUAUGUCUGGCGCUGCUUGGUCUUGUAUUAUUGUAUCAAACACAUAAUCCUAGUGGUGAUGUCACAUGUCCCCAACUGUUUUUCGACGUGUCUACCAUGCAUAAUGACCUGGAAAUAUCUGGAAACGGCGAUGUAAUUGCCAAUACAAAUCGCUAUGUUAAGAUACGUCUUGAAAACUACCAUGGAAUUCUUGGUAUUUUCUCCGUGGGUAACAUAGGGGAAUUUCAAAUGAAAAUAAGUGUCACAAUAGACAUACAGAAAAAAAUAAAAGGAGACGAUCCAUUGUUCGAAAUAGCUUUUGCUGAACGAAAACAACUGAAAAACGAUGCAUUUGAUAGAAAAAUCAAGACGAGUUUAAGUAUACUCGGAAAGAAGUGUAAUAGCAAACACAUGUGUUUAAUUGUACAGAGACGAGGAGUGACUUACAAGAAAAUGGAAAUCACCGGUAUAAAUGUCGGAAGCUACAUUGGAGUGGUCACGAUGACCAAGGAAAAUGACAGUAUUGUUAUUCAUGUCUCGGACAAAGAACCGAUUUGCAAACCGUUACUGAAACUUCCACAAGACAACAUAUUCAACAAUGACAUUGUUCCAGUUUAUGGAGUGACAAAAAAUGACAGUACAGCCAGAGUGCUUCUUACAGUGAUAAGAGAUGUAGACAAUGUCGCUAGCUUUGAUGAGACGACUUGUCAUAAAACGAUAUAUACAUCUGGUGAUGGAAAAGCCAUAGCUAACUAUAAUGUCGGUAUUCAAUUUAGACGGGGAGGGGCUUUUUCAAAGGCUUACCGUGGGGUUCUAGGUGAUAUUGCUUUUAAAGAAAACAACAAUGAUAACGAGAGUUUUCUUUUGAAACCAGACUACUUUGAAAUUAAAGUUCAUUUUGAUGUUGAUUUACGGAACACCGAAGUUGAAAGUUCGUUGUUUGAAUUUGGACUUUCCCCUAGAAAUCUCAUCGACAACCACAAAGUCUUAAGGUACCAUUCAAGUGCUAUCAUUGUAUCUAUUGGACGCUGUACCAAGAGACUGCGUCUCUGUAUGUCUUACUGGCAAGAUGGGACACAAGAUAGAAUGUACACAGCUUUUGGUCAAUACUAUGAGAAAGUUAAUGAUUCUUUUACAUUUGGGUUAAAGGUUGAUUCUUCGGAGCAUAUAGUAAGUGUUUAUUUAGUAAAUGAAAGAAAGGAGUGGGUUCACGAUUUUCUAGAUGUGACCUUUGUUCGUCCCCUGUAUCCUGUGUUUGGAUUGACAGACAGAACGUUUGUCAAAAUUCACCUUUUAUCGUCAUCAUCAGUGACAAAAAUGUACAGCGUAUUAGGGUUUUUUCCACAAUAUCCUGCUUGUGAAAUUUGAACAUUACUGAUAAUUACAGUAAAAACUGAAUAUCUUAAAAAAUUCUCUAGGUUCAUCCAUUUUAUUACAUAAUAUCAUUGGGGGGGGGGGGGGGUCAUCUCAGAUAGACAGAGAAAAGGGGUGCGUAGUUUUAGUACCUGGAACGUCGGUAACAGAUAGUGUUGGUUUCUUACUCAUCCCAUCUACAUUGUACAUGUAGUAGGUAUGUUCUAAAAACAAAACCUAUCGGGGAUUUCAAAAUUUAUUUUUUGUGACAAACGCAUGAACUUUGUAUUAUUUUCGGGUAGAAUUUUACAAAUUUUCAAUUUUUUCCCCGCCCGGUUUUAUUUUUAUCAUAGAGCUCUACAUGUAUAUCCUGAACGUUUAUUUUAUUUAUAUCACGAUCAGCAGCAGAAAUAUAAACUGACAAAUGCACUGGUAAUGUAUGUUCGGCGUUAAUAAAUUCCAGUGGACAAAUUAUAUCCAGAGAUAGAAAAACUGACAUUAUAAUAUCUAUUCAUUCUUUUAUGUUACAAGUAACUUUCUUUAAAUUUAAUUUUCAAUUGUAUGUAAUAUUAUUAUAUAUACAUCUACCGAGUAUGAUUUCCUCUAUUUCUUACGGAAACUUGUAGUUAAUUCAAAGCUCUGUAGAAACAGCCAGACUAAAAUCUACACGCCCCGUUUAUUAAUUGGUCGCAACCUACAGCGACCUUAGGAAAGUCAUGGACAGCACGAAAUAAUCAUCAUGAUGAUGGUUUCAGACUCAAAUUCUCAAAGGAGACGGUUUGCUUGUUUCUUUAGCUAAUGUACUUAUCAUGUACAGUAAUUUUGUAAAUUUUACUUACUUUUUACAAUCAAUUUAUUAAUUUGUUAAAAUAAUGAUGGAUAUAUAAACAAUAAAAUGGUUUUAUUUCAUGAUUGAUGCGGGUUUGAACGUAGCGAUCAUUGCAAAAAAAUUCAAAUUAAAUGUUUCUGCUGAUUUAACUCUUGAUUUAAUAUAAAACCAAAUUGUUCCUAAAACAAAUCAUACAGUUAGGCGCGUGGGUACGCAUUAUGCGGAAUAUAUUUCUUUUUAUAAAAACUGAUAUUAACAUCUAAUAUUUUUCCUAUACAAUCCUUUUUAGCUCACCUGAGCUGAAAGCUCAAGUGAGCUAUUUUGAUCACGUUUUGUCUGUCGUCCGUCUGUAAACUUUUUUGAACUCCUUCUCUUAAACGCUCGGCCAAUUUCAACCAAAUUUGGCACAAAGCAUCCUUAUGGUAAGGCAAAUAUAAAUUGCAGAAUUGAAAGACCGAUCUUUAUUCAAUUGCAAAGCGGAGAAAACAUCGAAAAUGUAGUAAAUGGGGUGCAUUUUUAAAAAUCUUCUUCUCAGGAAGUACUGAGUCAAAUUCAAUGCAAUUUAAUAUAAAUAAUCCUUAUGGAAAGGAAAUAAUAAAUCUCAAAAAUUAAGAGCCAAUCUUUUCGAAUUUGAGUUAUUACGAAAAUAAUAAUUGGAAGGGGUGGGCAUCGAUCAGUUUAUAACUUCGGGUUCGGUAUUCCAUAUCUCAAAAACCUCUUUGAAGCGGCCAUUUUGAACAUAUGAUAAAUGGGUCAAUCUGACAAUGAUGAAUUUGGUUGUUGUGGAGAAUUUCGCGUGCGAAAGGAUUCUUUGAAACAUGCAAGAUACAUUAAUUCCGAUUUUGUGAAGUAAAUUGUGAUUAAAUAUUCCAAAGCGUUGACAUUUUCACAUUUGACCGUUGUUUUAGCUUGUUUUGAUUUUCGUUUCGUUUUCAUGAAUUACGGUUUGUAUCAAUCAAACAUAGACAUCGGUAACUAAGACAGCUGAAUGUUUACUUGCGGAAAAUAAGAUGCAUUAACGGGUACAGUACAUUAACAACUAAAAUACAAAUUCUAAUGGUAAUACAGUAUGAUCUUUGCGUAAUAGUUGAUUAAUGCAUAUGUUACAGGCUAGUUGUCAGUAUUUUCUCUAGUCUAUUCAGUCUAAACGGAGAUUACUUUCCCUGAUGGAAAUACAAAAUGUGUGUACAUGUAGCAGAGACAUAAAUAAUUGUUAAUUCACCUAGGGUGAAAUAUACAGAGAAAAAUCUUUAAAAAUAUUCUUCUAAAAAAUCAAUUGGUCAGAAAAACUGUAACUUGUGUGGAAGCAUCCUCAUAUACUGUGGAAUCAUUAAAUUUCGUGGGGGCCAAUUUUCGUGGAUGACUUAAAUUUUACAGGUUCGUGGGGACGUAAUUUCGUGUAUUCAUAUUUAUCUACAAAAGGGAAUAUGACUUUAUUACCCUAAUUCAUCAAUUCGUGAUGGAUGUUAUUUCGUGGAUGAGAGGUACCCACGAAUUCCACGAAAAAUGAGCCACCACGAAAUCUAAUGAUUUCACAGUAGUGUAAAUUCAAGUUUGCCCAAACCAUGAUCCCCGUAAUAACGGUGGGGCUACAAUGGGGGAUCAAUUUUUUAUAGAAAUAUAUGGAGAAAAAUCAUUAAAAAUCUGCUUCUCUAAAACCAGUGAGCCAGAAAAUUAAAGCUGUUACUUGUGUGAAAACAUCUUCAGGUAGUCUAGAUUCAAUUUUUUUUUAAAAAAAGGUAGGGUGGGGCUACAAUGGGGGGUCAAAAUUUUUAGAUAGGAAUGCAAAGUGAAAAAUCUUUUAAUAAACUUCUUCUUAAAAACCAAUUGGCCAGAAAAACUGUAACAUGUGUGGACGCAUCCUCGGGUAGUGUUGAUUCAUUCUAGUUUGUUCAAACCAUAUUUUCAGGGGGGAGGCUCCAAAAAAAUAACAGAAAGCGAUUCAAAAUUUUUGAAUCGGCUUUCUGUUAUUUUUAUUAUUAUUUAUUACUUG